AACUAUGGCAUGCUUCUCUCGUAUUUCACUAGACAGUAUGGAGUGGAUGCUGACGAAAUCCGAAAGUAUCUGGGUGUCGGCGAUGAUUAUGAGGACAUAUGCUGAUUCUGUUGUGCGUCUGAUAUCUUCUAAAUCUUGCUGUCAUCUUAAUCCUGUGCUGUGCGAUUGGUCGCAAUGGGAUCAUGUGCAAGGUGCGAUCACGUGCUAUGACGUCACGCGCUCUGCCUGCAGGACGUCACAGGUCUCACAUCUUCAACUACGCUCCUCAGCUCGUCAUUGAGGGCGGUAUCUCAUAAAUAGAGAGAUGUUCCUCACGAUUUCUCAACUUGAAAUUCUCACUCUCAUCACUCUGCACGCUCUCGACGGCUCACCACGAUGUCAGAUGAAUCAGGCUCGUCCUUCAGUGCGACCUUCUUUGGCGCGCUUGAAGGCGCCGUUUCCGUACUUCUCACUCUCUUUGCAGGCUAUGUCGUCGCUCGUAAAGGCGUAGUUGAUCGCGAAACGGUCCACAAAGUGUCCAGCCUGUGUUCGACGCUUUUUCUCCCAAUGCUCAUCAUCGCCGAAAUGGGUCCCGAGCUCACCGCCUCGAAGAUAAAGACGCUAUGGAUCCUCCCUGUUUGGGGCUUCGCGAGUACGGUAAUUGCGCACCUCAUUGGUUGGCUUGGCCAAAAGCUCUUCAAGACGCGCUCAUGGGUCAUCGUCGCUUGCGGACGUCCGAACAGCAGCGCAUUACCCCUUCUUCUUCUCAAAGCCCUCAGCACCACCGGAGUGCUCGACCAGUUCUCCAACGGCGACGAAGAUUCGAGCAAGCUGCUCAAGCGUGCACAAUCCCUCAUUCUUCUCAACGUCGUCGUCCAGCAGACCUUCACUUUUCAAAUCGCACCAUGGCUCAUGAAGCAGGACCGCAAGGCGGAAGGGAAAAGCGGAAGCACAAGCGGAGAUGUCGAACAUGGGGAGUCCAGGCUGACACCGGCCUCUCCUAGUGUUCACGCUGGGAACAUCAACCCGAUCGUGCAGGAUGGCGAGCGCGUGGGGUUGUUGAAUGACCAGGACGGCAGGGAUUACGGCACCCGCGGCGAGAGUUAUUCGCAUGCUAUGGAGCUAAUCGCUGACCAGCCUGACAUUCACUGGCCUAAAUUCCUCAACUUCCUCGAGAAGCCUAUUAAGAAGACGUGGAAGAUGAUGAGCCCCCCAUUGCUUGGCGCGAUUGUUGCUCUGUUCAUUGGGCUAACUCCGCCUCUUCACAAAGCAUUCUACGACGAGGACAGUCCGCUCCACAGCUCUAUAACCCAAGCAGCUGACAAUCUCGGAGAACUCUUCGUAUCUCUGCAAAUGUUCAUUGUCGGUUCGGAGCUCGCCCUAGUACCAAAUGCCAACCCUGGCAUCGCUGAAACCAUAUACUCACUUUUAACGCGCUUCAUCAUCAUGCCCGGCACUAGCCUUCUAUUUGUGUUCCUCACUGCUGGUCGCGGUUGGUACACCAACGAUAAGCUAGUGUGGUUCUUGCUGGUGCUUAUUCCUGCUGGUCCAUCCGCGAUGCUCCUCGCCAAUAUCGCAGAGCUCGUUCAAGUCGACAUCGGCCCAGUCUCUGGAUACCUCACAAUAUCGUAUUUCUUUUCGCCGCUUAUGGCUGGUGUCUGUACACUGGCAGUCCUUGUCGUGGAUGCAGCGGCCAAGCGCAUCAAAGCAGACUGAGGAUUCGUACACCCUGGUGACCAUUGAAAUUCUCGAGUCAAAUUAUAGCGCAUUUGAGCCUUGACGGCGUUUUUCUCGCUAUACGGGUCUCGUGACAAACACUCCAUGCUAUUGUAUCUGUAUGCAUACGCGUCUCGAUACACUCUCGGAGUAUACAGAUUUAAUCAAUGUAGGAUAUCCAGACACGGCAUAGACGAUGCUAAACGGAUGUGAUGCUAGAGAAUAGUACUGUACUAGUAUAUAUUAUACUUGGAUCGCUCCAGGAUACAGUAGAUUAUCUCACAGUGCAUAAAAUCGAAAAGUCUUCGGGGAGUUGC
Phanerochaete carnosa HHB-10118-sp is the source of this 2012-nucleotide messenger RNA. RefSeq lists its product as uncharacterized. Gene Ontology annotation, biological process: transmembrane transport. NCBI's taxonomy places the organism in Eukaryota, Fungi, Basidiomycota, Agaricomycetes, Polyporales, Phanerochaetaceae. The transcript is spliced from 5 exons. Gene Ontology annotation, cellular component: endoplasmic reticulum; membrane. Bases 376 to 1695 code for a protein of 439 amino acids. The record is from RefSeq and is a predicted model, not a curated record.